AGAGAGACCAAUUUUAUCUGGACAGAGUUUGACAGAGAAGGAAAGAUGUUGCUUUGAAUUAUCUGUCACUCAUAUAACAAACCGAGAUGGAAGAUGUCAUAGCUCGUAUGCAAGAUGAGAAAAAUGGAAUUCCCAUUCGUACAGUCAAAAGUUUUCUUUCCAAGAUUCCCAGUGUCUUCUCUGGUUCAGACAUCGUUCAAUGGUUAACAAAGAAUUUGUAUAUAGAAGACCCAGUGGAAGCCCUUCAUUUGGGAACAUUAAUGGCAGCCCAUGGUUAUUUCUUUCCUAUCUCAGACCAUGUUCUAACAUUGAAGGAUGAUGGCACCUUUUACCGGUUCCAAACACCCUAUUUUUGGCCAUCCAAUUGUUGGGAGCCGGAAAACACAGAUUAUGCGGUUUACCUCUGCAAGCGAACAAUGCAAAACAAAGCACGGCUUGAGCUAGCAGACUAUGAAGCAGAGAGCUUGGCCAGGUUACAGCGAGCAUUUGCACGGAAAUGGGAGUUUAUUUUUAUGCAAGCAGAAGCACAAGCAAAAGUAGACAAAAAAAGAGACAAGAUAGAGAGGAAAAUCCUCGACAGCCAAGAGAGAGCAUUUUGGGAUGUACACCGGCCAGUGCCUGGAUGUGUAAAUACUACUGAAGUGGAUAUUAAAAAGUCUUCUAGAAUGAGAAAUCCUCACAAAACAAGAAAGUCUGUUUAUGGAUUACAGAAUGACAUUCGAAGUCACAGUCCUACACCCAUACCCGUGCCAGAAACUAAACCACCCACAGAAGAGGAAUUGCGUCAAAAGAUAAAGUAUUGGCAAGUACAGCUAGAUAGACACCGAUUAAAAAUGUCAAAGGUUGCAGAAAGUUUAUUAGCUUAUACUGAACAGUAUGUGGAAUAUGAUCCAUUUCUGGUGCCACCUGACCCAUCUAAUCCUUGGUUGUCAGAUGAUACUACUUUCUGGGAAGCAGAAGCAAGUAAAGAGCCAAAUCAGCAAAGAGUAAAACGAUGGGGAUUUGGCAUGGAUGAAGCCCUGAAAGACCCAGUAGGAAGAGAACAGUUUCUCAAAUACUUGGAGUCUGAAUUCAGCUCAGAGAAUUUAAGGUUCUGGUUAGCAGUAGAAGAUCUGAAGAAGAGACCAAUACGGGAAGUCCCUGUGAGAGUGCAGGAAAUCUGGCAAGAAUUUCUUGCCCCUGGAGCACCGAGUGCCAUUAACCUAGAUUCAAAAAGUUAUGACAAAACCACACAGAAUGUAAAAGAACCAGGGCGGUACACAUUUGACGAUGCUCAGGAGCACAUUUACAAAUUGAUGAAAAGUGAUUCAUAUCCUCGUUUUAUACGAUCCAGUGCCUACCAGGAACUGCUACAGGCCAAGAAGAAGUUUGGAAACACAUUGGAUCGUCGAACAUCUUUUGAGAAAUUCACACGCAGUGUGGGGAAAUCGCUCACAUCAAAGAGACUAACCAGUCUAGUACAGUCCUACUAAAAGGAUCACCUUAAAGCAUGGAAACAGACUCAGUCAUUAUACAUACUUUGUAGCUCACUAAUUGCCUGAAGACAAGAGGACAGUAGAACAAGAUGUUGCAUGAGCAAAGGACCUGACUUGUUUUCUUUUGUGUAUAUCAAGGCAUUACAGACUCCAAGGGACUCACUAAUCUUUUAAUGCCUCCAUUUUGAAAACUCUCUGCUCACUUUCGCCUUCAUAUCAAGUUGGAUCUGUGUCUCUUUUUUUUCUGCAAGCUGAAGUGCAGUGAAAAAAGCUUCUGUUAGGCAGAGUUUAUUCACAAUACUGUCAGUCACAAACUGGAGGAAAUGUAAAAAUAAAAAUUGAAUAUACUAAUAAAUAUACCUACUAUGGCAUCACAGCUAUUGCACAAUAAAUUAGCACAGAAGGUUCCAUCUCACUGAUGUAUUCACAUCAAGAAAGAAGUCUGUGUCUUUGUCUGUUGUCUGUAUAUUCUAUGUUAAUGUUUCUUGCAUUUAUUUUUAUACCAUAUUUUAAGACAAAAAGAACACCUUUUACUCCCUAUGUAUUAAA
Messenger RNA from Rhineura floridana, 2024 nucleotides. RefSeq names its product regulator of G protein signaling 7 (gene RGS7). The record is from RefSeq and is a predicted model, not a curated record. Bases 87 to 1472 code for a protein of 461 amino acids. The transcript is spliced from 17 exons. Gene Ontology annotation, biological process: intracellular signal transduction; G protein-coupled receptor signaling pathway; regulation of G protein-coupled receptor signaling pathway. Lineage: Eukaryota; Metazoa; Chordata; Lepidosauria; Squamata; Rhineuridae.